Cetraspora pellucida is the source of this 1533-nucleotide messenger RNA. NCBI's taxonomy places the organism in Eukaryota, Fungi, Glomeromycota, Glomeromycetes, Diversisporales, Gigasporaceae. The record is from the annotation of a GenBank genome assembly.
AUGUCAAAACCUCGUGUUGCCAUUAUCGGCGCAGGAGCGUCUGGACUUACAAGUAUUAAACAAUGUAUUGCUGAUAAUAUCGAACCGGUGUGUUUUGAAGCAUCCAGUACUACUGCGGGACUUUGGCGUUUUACCGAAGUCACUGAAGAUAAUAAGGAUCCACAUUCCUCAAUCUAUAAGAGUGUGAUCAUCAAUACUAGUAAAGAAAUGUCGACAUUUUCGGAUUUUCCGAUUCCUCCUGAUUGGCCUUAUUAUAUGCAUAACAAAUUUGUCGCGAAGUAUUUUGAUAUGUACGCGGAAAGAUUCCAGCUUAUCCCCCACAUAAAAUUUAAUACUACCGUUUUAAACGCAUCAAUUCUUCCCGAUAAACGUUGGAAAGUUCGAUAUGUAACUAAAGGAGAAGAAGAAACCGAAAGUGUGUUUGAUUAUGUAAUGGUUUGUACAGGACAUCAUCGGUAUCCUCGAAUGCCAAAGUAUAAAGGAAUGGAACAAUUUAAAGGAAAUCAAAUUCAUUCACAUUUUUAUCGAGAACCCACUAAUUAUAAAGAUAAGCGUGUCGUUGUUGUUGGAUGUGGAAAUAGUGCUAUGGACAUUUCCGUGGAAUUGUCAGAAGUAGCAUCGCAAGUUUAUAUUUGUGUUCGUCGAGGAACACUUCCAUGGAUUUUACCAAGACUUGCAAAGGGGAAACCCGUUGAUCACUUCGGUAGUCGGUUCUUUGUCAAUUGGUUGCCACGAUUUAUUCAAAAUUAUAUGACCAAGACUAUGUCGAAAACUAUAGUUGGACUACCACCAGCAGGUCUAGAACCUAAAAUUGAACCAUCUAGUUGUCAUCCGACUAUGAAGACGAAUUUUUACGAACGUAUUUCAACAGGAACACUUAUUGUUAAACCAAACAUCACGCAAUUAAACGAAGAUGGAUCUAUUGAAUUUGUGGAUGGAACUAAAAUUGAGGAUAUUGAUGCAGUGAUUUAUGCUACCGGAUAUCAAAUUGAAUUUCCAUUUUUAGAUAGGGAGAUUGUUUGUGAUAAAGAAGUUUUGGAAGAAUUUGAAGAAGAAUAUAGGGAGAAUUUAGUUUGGUUGUAUAAGAGAAUGUUCCCACCAAAAUAUCCUAAUAUUGCCUUUAUUGGCUUGGUUCAGCUGAUAGGAGCGAUAUUUCCCUUGAGCGAAAUGCAAGCACGUUAUGUUACAAGUCUAAUCAAUGGUUACGUACCAUCGCAUCCGCCGAUUCCCGAAAUGCACAAAGAGAUUCGAAAACGUCAAGAAUUCUUACAAAAAAUUUUUUAUAAUGCAGCAAGACAUACAAUUGAAGGGUUCUUUUUUUCAGAGCUGGAUUAUUUAGCAAAGGAUUUAGGUUGUUAUCCGUAUCCACUACAAAUAAUAAGAAGGUUUGGUCUUUCUUUAUAUUGGAAAAUUCUAUUUGGAAUUCCUAACUCUAUCCAGUAUCGCUUAUUGGGACGACAAUCCUGGGACGGUGCAGCUGAUGCAAUUAGAGUUUAUAAUGAUUGUGAACCAUCCAAGAUAAAAAGAUCAUAA